CUGCAGCCUCGGGGCCGGCGCGCCGGGACAUGACCUGUUGCAUCGCGCCCGCCGCCGCAUCAUGCUGCUGAGGAAGCGCGGACGCCACGGCCCGUGCGGCCCGCAGCUGCUGCUGCUCUUCCUGACGCUAGGGGGCGCGCUGCUGCUGGUGGCCGUGCGGCACGCGCCCGAGCCCCGGCCCGGCCCGCGCGGCCCGGCAGCCAGCGCGCACCCCGACGCCCGGGAGUCGCAGCAGCGGAUGCUGGAGGGGGAGGAGGGCCAGGAGUACGACCCCCUGGACGGCCUGCCGCCCUUCAUCUCGCUGCGGGAGGAUCAGCUCCUGGUGGUCGUAGCAUCCCCCCGCGCCCGGAGGAGCCAGAGCCAGGGCAGGAGAGCGGGCAGCUACCGGCUCAUCCGGCAGCCCGGCCGCAGGCGGGCCGAGGAGGAGACCGCCGACAGGGACUGGGCAGCCGAGCAGGAGCAGGAGCAGGAGCAGGAGGUGGCAGGGGAGGUGUCUCAGGAAGAGGUGCUGACCCCGCUCCGCCUGGAGGAGGCGCUCAGCGCCAGCAUCCCUCUGCACCGGGCGCCGCCAGAGGGCCGGCAUCCGCUGUGUCUGCAGCAGCGCCUGGCGACCAGCCUGCCCACGGCCAGCGUCAUUCUCUGCUUCCACGACGAGGCCUGGUCCACCCUGCUGAGAACUGUGCAUAGCAUCCUGGACACGGCGCCCCGGGCCUUCCUGAAGGAGAUUGUCCUUGUGGAUGACCUCAGCCGGCAAGGACAGCUCAAGUCUGCGCUCAGCGAGUAUGUGUCCCGGCUGGAGGGGGUGAAGUUGCUGAGGAGCAACAAGAGGCUGGGGAGCAGCGGGGCCCGGAUGCUGGGGGCCACCAGGGCCACCGGAGACGUGUUGAUCUUUAUGGACUCACACUGCGAGUGCCACCCAGGCUGGCUGGAGCCCCUCCUCAGCAGGAUAGCUGGUGACAGGAGCCGGGUGGUGUCCCCAGUCCUGGAUGUGAUCGACUGGAAGACUUUCCACUACUCCCCUUCCGAGGCCCUGCAGCGCGGCGUGCUGGACUGGAAUCUGGAUUUCCACUGGGAGGCUCUACCAGAGCAUGAAAGGAAGAAGCUGGAGUCGCCCAUCAGCCCUAUCAGGACCCCCGUGGUGCCCGGUGGAGUGGUGGCCGUGGACAGACACCACUUCCUGAACACAGGGGCAUAUGACCCUCUCCUGUCUCUGCGGGGCUCCGAAAACCUGGAACUGUCUCUCAAGGCCUGGCUCUGUGGCGGCUCCGUGGAAAUCCUCCCUUGUUCACGGGUGGGGCACAUCUACCGGAGCCCGGAAGCCCUCUCCCCACUGGACCAGAAGGCCAAUCUGCAGAGCAAAGUUCGCAUGGCGGAGGCCUGGCUGGGCUCUUUCAAAGACACAUUCUACAGACACAGCCCUGAGGCGCUCUCCCUGAGGAAGGUCAACAGGCCCGACUGCACCGCGCGCCUGCAGCUGCAGAGGAGGCUGGGCUGCCGCACAUUCCACUGGUUUCUGGCCAAUGUCCACCCAGAGCUGUUCCCAUCUGAACGUCGGCCCCAGUUCUCCGGAAAGCUCCACAACACGGGCCUGGGCUUCUGUGCUGACUGCCAGGCGGAUGGGGCCCUCCCAGGCUGUGGCCUGACACUGGCUUCCUGCAGUGACAGCAGGAAGUCACAGCACCUGGAGCACACCGGCAGGAAGGAGAUCCGCGUUGCCGGCCCCCAGCGCCUGUGCUUGGACGUCCAGCAGGAGCGGGUGAUUCUGGAGAACUGUACAGAGGGGGGCUCCGCUGACCAUCGGCAGUGCUGGGAUUUCCAGGAGAAUGGAAUGAUUGUCCACAUUCUAUCUGGGAAAUGCAUGGAAGCAAUUACUCAGGAAAACAACAAAGAUCUGUACUUGCGCCAGUGUGACGGGAAAGCCAGCCAGCUGUGGCAGUUUGAUGUCAUCAACCCAGUGGAUGAACGAUGAAUGUCACCCUAGGAAGGCGAAGAGAAUGUUGGCGCUCAUACUUCCACCCCUGGUGGACUAGAGAGCUUGACUGUCUCUCACUUCAACUCUUCUAUGAGUGUGUGUUGUUGGAGAGAGCAGAGAAGGGAGCUCUGUGAAGGAAUAGAGAGAGUCUCCCAAUCCUGCCUCUAAAUUCAUUGAGAACUGGUGGGGUGACUGUUUAUGAGUGAUAGCACAGUGGUAGGGCGUUUGCCUUGCACGCAGCCAACAUGACCGACCCGAGUUCGAUUCCUCCGCCACUCUCGGAGAGCCUGGCAAGCUACCGAGAGUAUCUCACCCGCACAGCAGAGCCUAGCAAGCUACCUGUGAUGUACUCGAUACGCCAAACACAGUAACAACAAAGUCUCCAAUGGAGACGUCACUGGGCCCGCUCAAGCAAAUCGAUGAACAACGGGAGGACAAUGGACAGUGAACCUUCCCCCAAAUAGUCAAUGUGUCAUUGCCUUUAUCAUUGACCAAUGAUAUAUGGUAGAUAUUCGAACAGAUGGUACAGAAGACACUUGGUGGAUUUUUUUUCUUUCAUUGAACACUUGGCAGUUGUUUCUAUUUCUGACUACAAAGCAUAACCAUUCUCUGGAAGCACCUUCAGGAUCCGUAAAUGCAACUGAUCCAUAGAUCUCCUGUGGUCUUCACUUGGAUGUGAGUAGGCAAUCAUGAGACUUGAAGUGUGAGGAGGACUCCAAAACCUUUGCAUCCGGCUUAUUUGGACGAACGUCCUGUUCAUAAGUUGAGCUUUAGCUCAGAAGGACAGAAAACUACUAGAAGAAGAGAAAAGUUGGAGUCAAGAGGGAAGAGAACAUUGACCCAGUUCUUCAGUCCAGCCUAGCAGCUGAUGGAUCUACUUGACCUGGAGUAAGAUACUUUAAUGAGAAAAUUCCUCAGAACUGUCUACCUCCAUUUAUCCUACACUGACCCUUUUCUAGCUUAAUUAACCACAACGAGGUUCUCAUGUAAUCUAUUUCUCUUGAGUUGGUGGCAUAGGGAGGAUCAGCUCAGACUGAGUUCAAUAGUGGACUAAUUUCUCUUACAGGGAUUACAUUAAUUGGGUCUGAGAUAGCAUCCAUGGCACAAAGGCCAAACUCUAAAGGGGAAAAUGCCAGACACUGAGUCAAAAUCCUCCCAGGGAGGAAUUGAGGUUGGGUGUUAAAAUUCAUAAAGGCUGACAAAGCUGUCUCUGAGUCCAUAUGAGCUGUCUGGACCCCCAAAUGUGCCACAGAUAGAACAUUUGGAACAGAAUAGAGAGCACUAGGGAAGAGCUAAAUGUUCCUUUUGGCUCUGACCUGGUCAUCAGAGUUGCUGGGAGGGGCUAACUGAGCUAUAAUGAAGACACCAUUCAUGCUUAAUUCUCCUUCAGAUGAAGUUUUUUCCCCACCUCAGCAUCUUAGAAAUCUCUCUCCAAAGAUGCCAACUUUUUUUGGAGGGGGGGUUGUCCAGAACACUGUGUGUUUCAAAUGAGAAGAACUAGGUAGGUAGGAAAUGUAAGUUUCCAGACUACCUUUCACGAUUAUGUUUUCCUUUGCCUCCAGUAUAAUUCAGUGGCCUCAUACAUUUCUCCUUCUGCUAAACUCUUUUAAUGCAAGCAUCAGUAGUAGCCAUGAGCCUUUGGUGGGUUGCUAUUUAAACCAAAAUUCAUUAAAAUUAAAUGUAAAUAAAAUCAUCUCCUCCUUCGUACCAGUCAUAUUUCAAGUGCUCAGUUGUCACAGAUGGCUAGUGUCUACUAAUUUGGAAAGCACAGCUAGAGAGCAUUCCUAUCUGCAAAUAGUUCACUGGACAGUGCUUGUCUAGAUAGAUUUAUCAUCCCAUAGAGGAGAUUUCAGCUAUCACCUUCUUUGUUCAUGUCAAUUUAAAACAAAUUCCCCUCCCAUAAAGAGGCUGAAACAGAUAAAAAAUUUUCAGAUGGCAACCUGGCAAAGUUUAUUAAGUGGUUAAAAUUUUUAAACAAGACCUGUAUUUUUUUAAGUAAACUUUAUUAUUGGCAUUAUGGGUAUUUGAAGUUGAUGAAAUAAAUUAAUAUAAUUAAAUAAAAGGCUGAAUUCAAUGGUAUAAGUUGUGUUCUAUAGUAAUUAACAAAAG
Sorex fumeus (smoky shrew) is the source of this 4081-nucleotide messenger RNA. It is a transcript of the gene GALNT15, whose product is annotated as polypeptide N-acetylgalactosaminyltransferase 15. Gene Ontology annotation, cellular component: Golgi apparatus. The transcript has 12 exons. Bases 62 to 1969 code for a protein of 635 amino acids. Lineage: Eukaryota; Metazoa; Chordata; Mammalia; Eulipotyphla; Soricidae. The record is from RefSeq and is a predicted model, not a curated record.